AUGACCGAGACACAGGCCGCGGCCGCGAUACCGACAUAUGGGCAGUCCACUGGGCUCGCGCCGCCUGUACAGGAUGCUGGUACCUCGCGUGCAGCAAGCGCUCUGCCGGUCCGGAAGCUCGGUGGGCGGUACAAGCUCUCCGACUUUUCCUUCCUGCGCACGCUGGGCACCGGCUCGUUUGGGCGAGUGCACCUUGUGCGCAGCGAGCAUAACCAACGCUUCUAUGCCGUGAAGGUGCUGCGCAAGAGCCAUGUCGUAAAGAUGAAGCAGGUGGAGCACGCCAACAACGAGCACCGCGUCUUGUCGAUGGUGCGCCAUCCCUUCCUGGUGAACCUGUGGGGCACCUUCCAGGACCCGACGUUCCUCUAUCUUGUGAUGGACUUUGUGCCUGGUGGCGAGCUCUUUACGCUCCUGCGCCAGUCGCGCCGCUUUCCCCACCAGGUCGCCAAAUUUUACAUCUCGGAAGUGGCACUGGCCAUCGACUUCCUUCACAAGCACAACAUUAUCUACCGUGAUCUGAAACCGGAAAACAUCCUCCUCGGCGCGGACGGGCACCUGAAGCUGAUCGACUUUGGCUUUGCAAAGGACACAACGAGCACGAGCGGCGUGUGCUGGACGCUCUGUGGGACGCCCGACUACCUCGCGCCCGAGGUGAUCCGCGCGCGCGGGUACAACGAGAGCGUCGACUGGUGGUCUUUGGGUGUGCUGCUCUUUGAGAUGCUCGCGGGCUACCCACCAUUCUACACCGAGGACGGCAACCCAAUCAAGCUCUACGAAAAGAUUCUCGCGGGCAACGUGCAGUACCCCUCAUUCUUCGAGGCGGGCGCCAAGGACCUCUUGCGCUCGCUUCUCACUGCAGACCUCUCGAAGCGGUACGGUAACCUGCUGCACGGAAGCCGCGACAUCUUUUCGCACAUGUGGUUCGCCGAGAUCGACUGGGACUGCCUGUACCGCAAAGAGAUCCCUGCGCCGUACAUCCCCAACAUCAGCGUCGACGGCGAUGCGAGCCAGUUUGAAAAGUACCCAGAGGUGGACCUGGCCGAGUACGCACGGCCAGAGGCGCCCGACGAGUUCCCCGGAUACUUUCCCGACUUUUGA
Messenger RNA from Malassezia japonica, 1098 nucleotides. It is a transcript of the gene PKA1, whose product is annotated as cAMP-dependent protein kinase. The transcript has a single exon. Gene Ontology annotation, cellular component: nucleus. Gene Ontology annotation, biological process: protein phosphorylation. Gene Ontology annotation, molecular function: protein serine/threonine kinase activity; ATP binding. The coding region runs from base 1 to 1098 and encodes 365 amino acids. The record is from RefSeq and is a predicted model, not a curated record. Lineage: Eukaryota; Fungi; Basidiomycota; Malasseziomycetes; Malasseziales; Malasseziaceae.